AUGCGGCUUCGGCUUCUCAUCCAGCGACAUGCCCUUCCGCCUGUCCCAAUCAUAUUCACCACAGGCACAGGCCCGGCCUCGCGCACCAAGUCCCCCUCCGCUACGGUUGCCGACCUCCUCCUAGACGUCAAUGAAAUUGUUCCUCUCGAGUCUGCCGAUGGCGAAUGGGGUCUAGAAGACUAUGCCGUGGAGAUUGCAGCCAAGGCUGGCCAAGAACUUGCAUAUGAAUGCUUGCAUUUCCAGACUAUCGAAUCGGUCUUGAGAGAGAACGACGAGGUCAUUGUACGGGCCCUGAGCAAUGAGGACAUCAGAGUGAGGAGGCUUGGCAAACGGCACCAAAUCACAGCAGAUGGGAGGCAUCUCUUUGAUGGUGUGCCUUUUGGGAAGCAGUGGUUGAGGGAGAUCCAACGGCCCGAUAUACUCAUCCCACCAAGGAAGCGGAGGAGGCUGCUCGCAGGAGAGGACAGUACCCUGGAUGCCGAGGUGGAUCUCAGGCGCAUUCUACCUGCGGGACAUGAGGACGAAGACCAUCCUGGCGCACUGGUGCAAUUUAUGGACGACGAUGAAGACGAAGAUGAGGAGGAUGACGACGAUUAUGUGGAUAGUGAGGAGGCCGGAGCUCAGGAGCCUCGGAGACGGAUCACCGUCCGCGAAGAGUUUGACGAUGCCGACGUCGAUUCGGAGGACGAGCCUGAGUUAGACGGCGAAGCAGAGGUCGGGGAUCUAUCCUCGGAAGUCGCGCAGCUUCUCCAGGAUGCGGCUGAGGUGGAGCGAGCCUCCCACCUCGCUAUUGCAAACCAGGUCCUCGAGAACCAGCUAAAGAGGAAACGGCCUCUCGAAGAUGAUGGCGAGCACGAGCUGGAAAAAGAGACAUUCGAAGGUUUCUCUACUGGCGGUGCCAGUUCCUCACGACUGGUCUUCGGGACGGCUGAUGUUCAGACAAAUGGUGUCUCGGACGAAAAGUCAGAUCAAGACGAUGGUUCAGACAGCAUCCUCGAUGAGAUCAGUGCUGAGCAGCAGGGAAGGCGCAUGAAGAAUAUCCCCGAAGACGAAGAAGAUGAUUCUGACGAUUCAGAUGCAACGUCUGCCACGGACACCUCCUCGUCGGACUCUGAUGCUGACAGCCCAAUGGACGAAAUUGCCAUGCAGCAAGCGAAGCGUCGAGCGUUGAACCUCAUUACAAGCUCCGAAACUGGCGUUGAUGAGGACGAAACCUCCAGUUCAGGUUCUGAUACCCAUGGCGACGACGAGGUCAGUGACACGACAUCGAACUCUGGUUCUGACUCUGAUUCGGAUGACACUAGUGAAUCAGGAUCAGUCUCUUCUUCCGAAUCCCAGUUAGACUCUGAAGAAGAGUCUCUCGAGACGAACCGAAAAGAAGUGAAGGUGCCAGAGCUCCCGGCAACCACUGCCACUUCAGGCGGCAUACCGUUUGAAGGAACGCGCAGAACCCAUAUGAACAACAAUCGGGCAAAACGUAGGAACAGGCUGAAUGCCCUGAAGCAGCAAGGCUUGCUCCCUCCUCAUGCGGACUUCAAGGCCCUAGCGGAAUACGAUUCAAAAUUGGCGCGGGAAGAACUCGAAGGCCAGCAGCAAGAACAGCAACGAGCUAUCGUGACCAAUGAGACAGACGUGGUGGUAAACGAGGACGCUUCACUGGUGAACAGAGACGACGAGAUGAGCACUGAUGAAGCAGUAGCUGAGCACAACAAGGAAAACGUGAAUCCUCGAAUCAGUGAGGGGGCAGCUCCUAGGGAUGAUAUACCGGCAGAGCGAGUGUCUGCAGUACCUGAACUUCCCGAGACAUUGCAAGUCGAUUUGCCGUCGAUCAUGGAGCAAGCCCCGAGGCGAUCUAGGCUCGACGUAGCUAGUAGUCGUCGCCUGAUCCUAGGUUCUCUUGGAGUGAGAGCACCCAGGACCGCUGAAGAACGACAAAAGGCGAUAGAGAAAUUGUCACAGGGCAUUCGGCAACCCAGGCAACCGGAGGAGGAAGACAUUAGGACUGUGUCGCAAACUCUUCAGUCUACUACCUCGGCGGAACAUGAUGAUUCAUGGAUGGAGAAAUUGAUCAUUUCAGCAGUUGAAUGUGAGGAGCCUGGUGGUGUAUUGCCUCCGCCGCCGUUCCCCUUCCAGCAAGGCUGGGCGAGAUCAAACAAGAACAAGAGGAAAAUGCGUGACCAGAGUCAGUAUUAUCAAGGCAGAAAUGGUCAUCGUCAGCAGGAAGACGAACAAGUUGCGGCACCAGAUGUGGCAACGCUGAACUACGAUGAUGACCCAGUUGAGAAAGGGGCUACCGAAGCUUCAGUAAUGGUGAACCGGGAUGCGAACGAAUUGCCGACAGAGAAAGAACUUGAUAGUCUCCCUGCGCUCGAGCAGGAACAGGUCCUCCCUGGCGCGACGAUUGCGUACCAAGAAUUGCAUGUUGAUGCCUCGACGAACUAUCAGCCUGCAGUGUCUCCUUAUCGAAUUGGACGAGUAUCGCAUGUAGACGGAGACGGUGUCGUGCACCUGCAACUGGAGAAAGGCUCGUUCGGCUCGCAGAACCCACAGAUCGAUAAAGUGACAGGAGAGAGGGUUUAUGGCAAGUUUGAGCUUGUAGAAGAGGACGCAGAGGAAGAUGACGGAAUCCGUGAUAUCUCCUAUUCCAGCAUGAUUAAGCCGAAACUCCUCAAGCCUUCAUCGAAAGCUUCAUUGGUUCAAGUGCAAGACAGCAGCAAUAUGGUGGGCCUACGCGGAGGCGAAGCAGCAAUCCCAUCCCUGGAUGACGAUGAAGUUGUCGUUCCCGAGUCUGCAGAACAAGAACAAGAGAUCGAGACGCAGAUACGCCUUGAGAUGCAAGCAAGUAUUGAGACUGGUGCGAACGAACAGCCGGUCAUGGCAGCGGAGACAAUCGAUACGCCUCGCAAACGAGAGAUCAAUGGCAUCAUCAAAGAGGCCGGGUUCGAGUCGGCCUUGGACGAGCAGUUGCUGCAGCGGAUCAUGAAUCCAGCCGCCGACGAUUCCGAAAAUGCACAGGGACAAGACGACACACAGGGACAAGCACAAGGAAAGUAUGCCCACAGAUUCCGGACGAGAUCGCCUCGUGUCAUCAUCACCUCGUCGGACCAGCAGCCGUCAUCAGCGGUGGACGACGAGCUCAAUUUUGAAGAUGACCCUACCGAUGCCGGAGUUUCCUCCAUACCAGCGACAUCAUCUCCGUAUACGCCCACACAGACGACUGUGGAGUAUCCUCACAUAUCACAGAUGGACAUUGGCUCCUCGGCUCCUGCUCGCACCACUAAUAGCAGCUCUCACCAAGAUGCACAAAAGCUGUCGCCCGCUGUGGAAGUCGAUCUCUCUUUUACAGACGCAGGGCGAGAGAAAGCAAGGGAAGAACAAGUUGCAGACAGGGCUGGCGAUCUGGAUGUCGACGAGGACGUAAGUAAAGUCACCCGGCGGAAGUACUCGUCCCUUCCGCUGGAGUCAGAGCACCCCAUUUCUGCGCAGACAGAUUCCUCUGGGUCCUCGGUGCCACAGGACUCUUUUUUAGCCGGACUUGGCUACGAUGGCAACGACUCUUCCUACCAUGAUAGCAGCCUCAACGAGGACAGUGAUCUGCCUUCACUGAGCGACUUCAGGUCGAGCCGAAGGAGCAGCCGACGAACCAGUACACGAUCGACCAAGAAGAAGUCUGUAUCGCCACCGCCAUCUCGAGCAGCAAGAAAGUCGCUUCGCAGCAGUAAUGCAUCGAGGAGAAAGAUACGGGAUCCAACUCCCCCAAGCAGCCUCGAAUUGCCGCCUUCCAGCCAACCUGAGUUUAAACAGUCGCAAAGUCAGAGAGAACCGAGACUUUCGCAGAUUCCUACGAACAGCCAGGUUGUCGUCGACCUUACGUUUUCGAGCGACCCGCUGAGCCCUAUUGAGAGCUCGGUCAAGGACCAGGAUGACGGUGAGAGCGAUUUCACCUUGAGACGGAGGAAGAACAGAAAGUCCGAUGAUAGUGGCGCGAGUCGAAAGACGGGUCUGAGGGGAGCAAAGCAGGUAUCGCAGGACAGCGGGAUUGGGAAGAGGACGCUUCUCACCAGAAAGAGGGACUCUGAUCCGAAAUAUUAUUGA
Messenger RNA from Cladophialophora carrionii CBS 160.54, 4095 nucleotides. RefSeq lists its product as uncharacterized. The transcript is spliced from 2 exons. Bases 1 to 4095 code for a protein of 1364 amino acids. Lineage: Eukaryota; Fungi; Ascomycota; Eurotiomycetes; Chaetothyriales; Herpotrichiellaceae. The record is from RefSeq and is a predicted model, not a curated record.